AUGGCCACGACAAGAACGAAACCCGAUGCCUUGGAUGCCUUGGAUGCCAUGGUCGCGCGUGGGCAGCACCGUCGACGUCUGCGAUGCCAAGUCGCCCACGUUUCGCCUUUGUCACGGAGCAAGUCAUGGACCGCUGCUUCUGCCGGACUGGAAAAGGCCAAGUGGAUCAAAGCCCGCCUUGGUGCGCAAAAGAGGUUAGCUGAAGGGUCAAGUUUCCUAUCAAAUCCAACGUUGAAGGUUGAGUUUACCUUUUUGAGCAGAUUGUUACACCGUCGACGCUUCGGCUCGCAUUGCCCUGCCGCCUUCACACGAGGACCGGCGGAUGUAACCCGCGCAACGAGGGCUUUGCAUGGCCACGAUGGCGCAGAGCGCAUUUCCCUCACGUUUGCCCCUGUUUUAAGAACAGGGGCUGGCGCAUCCUGGCCAAGCAUCGUGGCCGAAAGCAUGAAAGCCGGUGGGCCAUGGCACAUGCGAUUAUGCAGCAUACACAUGGGGGAAUAG
Molecule: messenger RNA, 501 nt
Organism: Metarhizium robertsii ARSEF 23
Lineage: Eukaryota; Fungi; Ascomycota; Sordariomycetes; Hypocreales; Clavicipitaceae
Product: 5-amino-6-(5-phosphoribosylamino)uracil reductase
Exons: 1
Coding region: 1-501 (166 amino acids)
Source: RefSeq, a predicted model, not a curated record